UUCCUUUUCCUCCAAAACAUUUCCUGUCCGUUUUUUCUGUCAGGACUAUCUCAAUCCCUACCUAUUGACUUGCUGAAAAGCCUUUAUCAUCCAGACCGAAAUCGCUUCCUACACCUGACGUGCGAACCAUAUCUCGAUUUCACGAUCAGCUUCCGUCGCUUCACGGCAUUUAACACCACCAGAAUGGUAGCAGCCGUGCCUGUUUCCGAUAAAGCCACCAGUAUUCAGUGGUAUCAUGGACUGUCGGGAGUAGUUGUUGAAGCUCCUGAUCUAACGGUUAUUAAGAGGCCCUUACCAGGAGAAGCGUCCGAAGCACAGCUAGAAAUCGAGCGCCGUAUCUACAAACGCCUGGGCCAUCACCCUUACAUCACCAAAUUCAUUGCCGCACAUUCCAACGAGAUCGUACUCGAACGUUUACAAUACACUCUUCGGAAGCGCCUUUUGGAACUCCGCAGGACGAACAAGCGGCCAGCCAGACAAAAUAUACUCCGGUGGGCGCGGCAAAUUGCACAAGCGUUCCAUCAUGUCCAUUCGUGUGGUGUGUUGCAGGUGGAUAUUGGCACGUACAAUGUCUUGCUGGACUGGAAUGAGGAUGUCAAGCUUUGCGACUUUGCCGGAUCUUCUCUCGAUGGUUCUGAGCCUACAGUGGCUCCCAGUGCACAUUCCACGCAUCCAAGGAUAUCUAUCACGCAUCCUUCCAUUCGAUCCGAACUGUUCGCCGUCGGCUCAAUGCUAUACGAAAUGGAGACAACGUACGAGCCGUAUGACGAUAAAAAUGAUGGGGAGCUUGAGGAGCUGUUUGACGCAGACCACUAUCCAGAGGUAGGAAAUUUAACGUUGGGUGAGGUGAUUACGAAAUGUUGGACUGGGCAGUAUGUGGAUGCUAGCGAGAUUGCUAUGGACAUUGGUCAGAUUGAAAAGCAUUUGAAGUGA
Molecule: messenger RNA, 933 nt
Organism: Fusarium falciforme
Lineage: Eukaryota; Fungi; Ascomycota; Sordariomycetes; Hypocreales; Nectriaceae
Product: Protein kinase domain-containing protein
Exons: 1
Coding region: 184-933 (249 amino acids)
Biological process (GO): protein phosphorylation
Molecular function (GO): ATP binding; protein kinase activity
Source: RefSeq, a predicted model, not a curated record